UGUUGAAAAUGAAAGUACCGUAAAAUCUCGCGAGAUAAAAACUUGCCAACAAACUGGGACGAAACAAUUUGACAGCCGUAUGCAGCUCGGAAGAUCAAGCUAUUUUGGAGAUUUAUUCAUCAAUGGCUAGAUGAUUGUAAAAGUGGUGGUUCUAGUGUGUACAGACAGACGGACAGAAUGCGUCGCAAACAUGUUAUCUUCUUUGUUGUGGUGAUGUUUCUCACGUGGAACAUGUUGAUGUAUGUUACCCUGGUAACGAAAUCACCAAAUGCACUGCAACAUCACCAUGGAGAUGUCAAGGUCAAACUUAAUGACCUUCAAGAGCAAAUUGUUCUUCAGAUUCAAGAAAAUGAGAAAAUUUUACACGAUCUUCGUAAGUUGAGGAGUGAGACAGAACAAAAGCAGAAGCAGCCAAGUAAUGAAGUAGUGAGUCAAGCUGUCCCUAAGAUUGUAAAACCUAAUAACACAGGUGGUCUAGAGAAUAAACUUAGUUAUAACAAAGUGAAAGCUGAUAAUGUUAUACUUCCUAUCUUAAUGAUUGCCUGUAAUAGGGCUGAUGCCAUACAACGAAGUUUAGAUCUUGUACUGAAAUAUCGACCAGAUGCUAAAAGAUUCCCUAUUAUUGUAAGUCAAGAUUGUGGCCAUGAAGAAACUGCAAAUAUGAUACAGAAAUACGUCACAGAACAUGAUGUCAUACAUAUUAAACAACCAGAUUUGGGUAAAGUAAAUGUUCCAUGGCCACAGAGAAAGUUUGAGGGGUAUUACAAGAUUUCCAGGCAUUAUAAAUUUGCAUUAAAUCAAGUAUUUCAUACCUACAACCACUCAGCAGUAAUUAUUGUGGAAGAUGAUUUGGACAUCUCACCAGAUUUCUUUGAGUAUUUUGCUGCCACAUUUAGAGUGUUAAUGUCAGAUAAUUCACUAUGGUGUGUAUCAGCAUGGAAUGAUAAUGGUAAACGUGGAAUGGUGAAAAAUGAUCCAGAGUUAUUACAUAGGACAGAUUUUUUCCCUGGACUUGGUUGGAUGAUGGAAAGAAACAUGUGGCUAGAGCUUGGUCCCAAAUGGCCAGAUGCGUUUUGGGACGACUGGAUGAGACAUCCGGACCAGAGAAAAGAUCGUUCAUGUAUACGUCCUGAGAUCAGUAGGACUAGUACAUUUGGUAAAAAAGGUGUUAGCAAGGGACUAUUUUUUGAGAAACAUUUAAAGUUUAUACAGUUGAAUGAGAAAUAUGUGGCUUUUACACAGAAAGAUCUCUCCUACCUUAUUAAGGAGAAUUAUGACCCAGCAUUCCACAAGUUUAUUUAUGAUUUACCUGAGGUCUCACUGAAGGAAGUAGCUACAGAUAAUACUAAACAUUUAUCUGAGGUUAGGGUUACAUACAGGACAAAACCUGACUUUAAAGCUAUAGCCAAACAUUUGGGUAUUAUGGAUGAUUUUAAGGCUGGUGUAGAAAGAACAGCGUAUAGGGGAGUGGUCAGCAUUACUUUUAAAGAUCAACGUGUACAUGUAGCUCCACCAGUAGAAUGGAAAAAAUACGAUCUAACUUGGACUUGAUGGCACCUGUACUUUAAAUAGUUAAUUAAUAUUUUACCAAAGUUAUUAUUCUAGUGAUUGUUAUGCUGUUCUUGUCAUUACGAUGUUUGUAUUUUAGGUUUUAAUUGUCUAUACAAAAUAGGUAUAUAUCUACAUACAGUAUAGAGAAUAUAGGGCUUCCGUGGCCCAGUGGUUAAGGUUGUUGACUUCAAACCAUUUGCCCCUCACUGCUGUGGGUUAAAAUCUCUUCAGGGAAUCGGAUUUUUUUUCAUGUGAGGAAGCUAUCCAGGUAGCUUAUGGAACGUCGGUGGUUCUACUCAGGUUUCCUUUCAUGCCUGAAAUAAUGCACGGAAGGGCACCUGAGGUCUUCCUCCACCAGUAAAGCUGGAACGUCACCAUAUGACCUAUACUGUGUCGGUGCAAUGUAAAACUCAAUUAAACAAACUAUAGACAAUAGGUAUAUAUCUACAUACACUAUAGGGAAUAGGUAUUUAUCUACAUAGAGGAGAAUAUUUGUUCAUUGACAUAAGUUGUUAAAUUUAUUUUAACAUGCAUGUUAGAGGCUUUUUUUCAAGUGUACUUAAAUUAUGAGUUAAUGAU
Ruditapes philippinarum (Manila clam) is the source of this 2130-nucleotide messenger RNA. RefSeq names its product alpha-1,3-mannosyl-glycoprotein 2-beta-N-acetylglucosaminyltransferase-like. Gene Ontology annotation, biological process: protein N-linked glycosylation. NCBI's taxonomy places the organism in Eukaryota, Metazoa, Mollusca, Bivalvia, Venerida, Veneridae. The record is from RefSeq and is a predicted model, not a curated record. Gene Ontology annotation, cellular component: Golgi apparatus. Gene Ontology annotation, molecular function: alpha-1,3-mannosylglycoprotein 2-beta-N-acetylglucosaminyltransferase activity.